UGCAGUCAGUCUCUGUGCCGUGCCUGGAGCCAGCGCUGAGUGGAGCCUGUCUGCCAGCAGCUUCAGCAGCGGCUCGAUCUGGAUCCCAGCGCACUCGCUGACAAUUCAAGGAGGCCCCCCUUUUUUUUUUCUUCCCCCCCUUCUUAUUUGCCGCGGAUUAUUGUUCACCAUGGGUGACAAAAAGAGCCCUACCAGGCCAAAAAGACAAGCCAAACAAGCUGACGACGGCUACUGGGACUGUAGCGUGUGCACCUAUCGGAACACAGCCGAGGCUUUUAAAUGCAGCAUCUGCGAUGUGAGGAAGGGCACAUCAACAAGGAAACCCAGGAUCAACUCCCAGCUGGUGGCCCAGCAGGUGGCCCAGCAGUAUCCCAUGCCGCCCCCGGCUAAAAAAGAGCGACGGGAGCGGAGCGAGCGUGCAGACAGGGAGCGGGCGGACGGCGAAGGCGAGAGCGUCCUCGGGGAGGCUCGCCCCGAAGGCGAGCGCCCUGAAAUAGUGAGGCCCGAGAGGGAAACUCCUCCCCCUGACAAGGACAAGAGCGACAAGGAGCAACCCGUCCAAGACAAAGCCGACAGAGAGAAAGACGUCGUCCCGGCCGUCGCCAAGAAGCCCGGCAUUAAAAAGAGCAGACCCAAAUCGGACAGCCAUCAGAGUCCACCCAGCGACAAACAAAGUAUACAGUCCGGCAAAUCUGCAAGCAAGACCAACAAGGACAGUCACAUUUCCAGGCCCAAGCUGAAGAACAUCGACCGGAGCACGGCGCAGCAGCUGGCCAUCACCGUGGGCAACGUGACAGUGAUCAUCACAGACUUUAAGGAGAAGAGCCGCUCCUCGUCCACAUCCUCGUCCACCAUCACGUCGAGCGUGGGCUCCGAACAGCAGCAUCAGAGCUCGGGCUCCGAGAGCAUGGACAAAGGCUCGUCGCGCGCCUCCACGCCCAAAGGCGGCGAUCUCUCCGUGGGGCACGACGAGUCCUUCUGAGGGCCCGGCCCGUUCUCCGUCGACCCCGCCCACUCAACCCCCUUUUCCACCCCACGUACUGGACACUAUGGAUCCCAAAGGGGGAGAGACUGGAGCUCCCCCACGGCCAUGCCGCCUCUGUUCUCUGACCAACCUGGAGGCGGCCCGGAUGAAGGCAAUGCAAGCGCGCCCAACGCGCAAAUGAAGGCCUCCGGCCGAAGAGGAAAAGGAGCUGCGGACAGAGUUAACGCCCAAGACGCUUGUAUGUAUUGUUUUAUAUUUGGACGUGGAUGUGAGGCCAAGUCCAUCUUUUUUUUUUAAUUUUAUUUUUGUCACAAACAUUUCUCCGCCAGGCACAAUAACCACCCUUAUUUUGUUAUUAUUAUUUGUACCUUUAUUUAUUACCUGUUGCACCUGUAUACUUUGAUAUUUUCCUUAUGAUGUUGAAGCUUGGCUGCGUAGCUCUGCCGGCCCAAUCGUUCCCUCAGUGUUUUUGUUGCCGUUUGAAAUGAUGCCAGACUACACACACAAACAUCAACACACACACACACACACACACGAAGGUGCUAGAUACACUGUGAAAAAGUUUUGCAGAUCGCCCAGUCACUGUAUGUGAUGAAGAAUCCGAUUGUCACUCCCGUUUCCUCAACAAUCCCGUCUCACUCUGAACACUGUUAGGACUUUCCUCGUGGCUGCUGUGUGCAUCACAAGUCCAAAUCCUCAAACUGUCAACUCAUAAUCUUCUUCAGUAUUGUGCGUCCUUAACUGUACAGUGUAGGCUGUUGUGUAAAACACUAAAAGCUGUCGCUAUUUGCUCCGUUCCGUUCCGCUAACGUCGCGUUUCCCGGCUCAAGGUGAAGCUGUGCGCCUCUCAAAUUGGACUUUUCCGAAGGACGGGUGCUCACGGUCCCACCGGUGAAACCGUACGGGGCCGUCGAAGACACUUGGAAAUGGCGCGUUUGUCCUGAUGGAAUUCUGCCAGUUGCCACUGCAAAUGAGUUUAAUGUCCUCUUUUCAUUUUUGCCAAAUAGUCAUUUAAAGACCACAGUCAUUGGAGGUGAAACUCAAAUCACUAUGGUGCUCUCUUAUUUUGGAACAGCAAGGCUCAUCCAAUGGUUCUUCUCAUUCAUUUCCGCUCAGUAGCUGAUACCGUAACCACCUAAUUUCCUUUCCAACUGUAUGAAAUUGUAUAAAGAAUAAAUGUGUAUAUGAUAUCUUAGUUUUAUUUAUUGAAGGACCAAAGGAAUUUCAUAUUGACAUGAUACAUAGAUGAAUAACAAUUUGAAAUGCAAUUACUGCAAUUAUCUAAUGUUUGAGAUGAAUAACAGUUUAAAUAAAGAAAGACUAAUAUAAUCCAUGUUAAUGGUGUUCUUAAUGUGCACGCCACGUCACACUGGACACGUGCAGGUGGCGACGGGCGGGCUGAGUGAACAUUGGUCGAUGUGACCCCCCCCCCCUCCCUCCCCUCC
Messenger RNA from Syngnathus typhle (broad-nosed pipefish), 2430 nucleotides. RefSeq names its product RING1 and YY1 binding protein b (gene rybpb). Gene Ontology annotation, biological process: positive regulation of DNA-templated transcription. Gene Ontology annotation, cellular component: nucleus. The transcript is spliced from 5 exons. The coding region runs from base 170 to 982 and encodes 270 amino acids. The record is from RefSeq and is a predicted model, not a curated record. Lineage: Eukaryota; Metazoa; Chordata; Actinopteri; Syngnathiformes; Syngnathidae. Gene Ontology annotation, molecular function: transcription coregulator activity; DNA binding.